Messenger RNA from Salpingoeca rosetta, 1948 nucleotides. RefSeq lists its product as uncharacterized. The coding region runs from base 167 to 1720 and encodes 517 amino acids. Gene Ontology annotation, biological process: regulation of DNA-templated transcription. Lineage: Eukaryota; Choanoflagellata; Craspedida; Salpingoecidae. The record is from RefSeq and is a predicted model, not a curated record. The transcript has a single exon. Gene Ontology annotation, molecular function: DNA-binding transcription factor activity.
UCGACGAACAAACAAACAAACAAACCCACCACCACAUACCCCGUUUGUGACUCUCUUGUUGCGUCUCCUCUAUCUCUCCUCUCUCUCCCUCCUCUCUCUCCUUUUGAACACCUCCCCCCCCCCGCCUCUACCCACCAGCAUCUCACACGUUGCACCGGCGUGAGGCAUGCCGCGGGGCCGCAUGUUUCCUGCCGCCGUUGCGCGGGAACGCCGGCGAGAGAGCAACCGCAAGUCCCAACGCAACCGCAGGCAGAAGCAGAAGGAGCGCGAGGCGUUUAUGCAAACAACGCUGGACUCGCUUAAGGAGGAGAACGAGGGCCUGUCGUCGCGCGCAGAGCGCUUGGAACGGCAACAGCUCGGCUUGAAGCGCCGCAUCGCCCUCAUCCAGGACGCCCUGCUCAUGGCCUCCAACACAAGCACAAACACAAACACAACCACAAACACAACCACAACCACAAACACACACAACAACAACACAAACAGCGUCAGCAAUGAUGAUGUGGUGGCGCCCGAGAUUGGUGUGCAGCAGAGCAAACAACAGGAUUGCGCCAUGAACCUGGGCGAGGAUAUCCAAGACGCAAACACAAGCAGCGACAAGAACAACCACGCGUGUUCUGCGGAGGCCGACAGCCCCGCGUCUCAGGAGUCGUCGCCAUCGCCUCUGCUGGCGUCUCUGUCGUCCUUGUUUGGCCUCAACAACGACCAACAAGCACAAGGAGGCAUCAUGCAACAACAACAACAACAACAACAACAAGCACAAGCAGGCAUCAUGCAACAACAACAAACACAAGCACAACAAGGUCAGCCAUCAGCGUCGUCGCCGCUGGCUGCAUUGUCGUCGUUCCUGGCGACAGGCUCGUCCACAUCUGCGAUGUCCGGUUUGCAACCGGCGGGCCUGCCUGCCUUGACGACGAUUUUGCUGCUCUUGACGACCUGGGCGACCUUGGGUCCGAUGCAUGGCGGGGUCUUGAGCGGGGCCUCAGCAACACAGACCCUGCCUUCGACCUUUGCGAUGGACACGCUCUUCCACCUUCCCCCUUCUUCACAGCCUCAGCAAGCGACGAUGGCAACGACAGCAUGUGGCGGUGCACAACACCCGCUCCCCAGCAACAGCAACAGCCACAGUCACAGUCACAGCCAGGCGCCAGCGGGGCCAGCUUCAGCGACAACGCAUGCAGCGACAAGUGGUGGGUUGAAGCAGGCAACUGCGGCGGCGGCGACGACGACGCCCUCGUUGCCCUUCUCAAUGGAGGAGAUGACGGCUGUGGCGGAGACAUUAGCUCACCAAGCGACACAGGCUCCUCUCCUCGCCCCACAACAACCCCCAUCGCCGCAGACGGCCCAGAACUGUCAUGGCAGUGGUGGUGAUGAUGAGGAUGCUCACGGCCGUGUUGCUGAUGACAAUGACAUUGACGAUGACGAUGAUGUUGAGGAUGUUGAGGAUGCUGAGGGUGCAGCGGUGAUCGGCGAGAUGAAUGGAGAAGGUGCAGGGCAUGCACGGGAGGCAGCAGCAACAGCAGCAACAGCAGCAGAGGCGACGGCAUCCCAGCGCCAUCUGGCUGCAACAAACUUUGUGGUGCAGUCGUUGCUGACGGGCGUGCUGCGGCAGAUGACGCCACAUGUCCUGGCCCACGUGGUUCACGAGCAGCAGCAACAACAACAGCAGCAGCAACAGCAGCAACAAUCGUUGCCUGCUUCCUCUUCUGUUGCAGCGUUUUGAGAGCGCGACUUUGUGGGGAAGGGCGUGUUGUGGUUGAAACAUUUGUUUGUUGCCUGCGUGUGUGUGUGCGUUUGAAGUGUUGAAGGCAUGCGCUUGUUACUUUCUUCUUCUUCUUUUCCUUCCGCUUAAGCAGACGCAGGAACAGAGCGUGGUGUGCGAGAGUAGUGGUGGUGGUGUAUUUGGUUCUCAUGCUGGCAACGGCUUCUUUAAUGAAACGAAAUGAAAAGG